AGAGGAAUUGUUCAGAAAAUAAAUUUUGGACCAACACUGAGGAGGGUCAGAGUCAAAAAAAAAACAUUGAUGAUUAUAUUACAAUUUGUGUUAAAGGUUGGAAGAAAAACAUUUAAAUUGCAUCAUAUCAGCUAAGACUGAAUAGUGAUAAUUGUGAUAGUCAAACAAAAGGGAAAAUGUGGGUUUAAUGCUGCUUUAUGCUCUCUGGAACACACUAUCAAGCACAGUUGCCACAGCAAGAAUGUGACUGGAAAUUAUGAAUCAUUGGCUUCAAAAUAAAAGCACAGUUUGUAAAGGGGAAUAAGUGAAAAAAACUAACAACUUGCUGCACUCUACACAAACUACAACUAGGAAUUUUGCAGUAGAAGAAACAUAAAAUAAUAAAACAAUUAUAUUUUGUAUUUACAGUGUAUCCCAAAAGCCUUUUCAUCACAGGACUGUCUCCAUCCAAUCAUCAAAUUAUGUGAAUGUCUCAUCACUUUCCUCUACUGUGUAAAGCUGAUUGUGCGUAAACAUGCUAAUGUGUUCAUCCUUAAGGUACAUUAUCAGUUUUAAUCUUCAUCAGGGCCGUAUAUCUUCUGCUCUUUUCUGUUCAAUAAUGCUGUAGGAAAACAUCUAUUACGGGUCACAUUUAAAAGCAAUAUGAUAGCAAAGCACCAGAGAAAUAAUGUUUUCUGAAUUGAAUCCUUUUCUGAGAAAAAGCAGCAGCAGCCAGAAGUUGCGUGUGCUUCUCAGCCUGCUUUUAUGUUAAUUGUUGGUAGUUUAAACCCUGUAAUUUAAUAUUUAGGAGCUGUUCCUUAGCUCUGGAAGCCCAUUGCUGCCAGUUAAAGGUGCAAUACGUAAGAAUUGGCCAACUCUCAAAUUCAUACUCCAAACAAGUAGGGGGAAGCACAUCACCUGAGCACCUGCUAACUGUUGCAGCAGGUGGAAGUUAGCCAGUUAGCUCAGUUAGCCAUGCAGCUAGUGUUCUGAAUUGUUGAGUCUUUUUAUUAUGUUUUUAAUGUGUUUUUAACCAAAAUGUGAAAUAUCAUGAGAUACAUUGUGACUAUUUUUUCACAAUAAUGAGAUUUAAAAAAUCAAAAUACUGAGAGAAAAAAGAGAAAAUUGUGAGUUAAAAAGUCAAAUUUACAUGAUAGCGUUUGACAAUUAUACGAAGGUUUUUGAAUUGUGUUUGUAAACAAUGAGUCUUAUUUUGAAAAAUCCCCACCGGAAGCGGAGGCCGCACUCCCCCUAACGUGACGGUGCUGGAGUUGAUGUCCGCACGCAGCCUCUCGGCUCGGCUCAGCUCAGCGGGGCUCCGCCACACAGCAGACGUGGAGCCGGGAUGAGGAGCGUGUCGCUGCCUUUUGUGCGGCUUCGGCGCUUCGACUUGAGAUUUAACUUCCAGCCGAGAAGCCAGACGAAAUAACCGGCGGUGGCGCACAGGAUCACGGCCUCUCUCCGGCUGCGAGCGAGCGCGGAUGCUGCUGGCGGCUGAGAGUCUGGAGAAAGUGAUUUUGGAGCGUUUGGAGGCACUUUGUUUGGAGACUCUCGGCUCUUUGUGCUGCAGCUUUUUUCCCUCUGGGGUAGAAAGGCCUCCAAGAUAGAUUCCCUCAGGAGUAAAGUGGACUUGCUGCGCCUCCCUCUGGCCCUCUCCUCCAAGUCCAUCAGCAGUCGCAAGAGCCAGCUGGGCGUGGUCUGGGAGAAGGGCGGCGGCUCGGGGGCAGGAGGGGCCAGGAAACCCCGCCCACCGCCAGCCUCCGACAUGGACAACGAGUCGACGUACUCGGGCUACUCCUACAAGUCGUCCCACUCGCGAAGCUCCAGGAAACACAGGGAGAGGAGGGAGAGGCAUCGCUCAAAGAGUCGCGACAUCAGCGCCCGCGGAGACAAAUCGGUGACCAUCCAGACUCCUGCAGAGUCGAUGCUGGACGCAGAGUCCACGAGGGGAGACGACAGGGAUGACAACUGGGGCGAGACCACCACCGUGGUCACUGGCACCUCUGUGGACAGCAUCUCCAACGAGGACCUGACGCGGAUCUCCAAGGAACUUGAGGAGUCCUCACCGCUGGAGUGCCGCCGUUACUUCGGCCCAGCGUUGGGUGCCGUCCUGGGCCUCUUUGCCGUCGUCACCCCCCUGGCCUUCUUGGCCCUCCCGCAGCUCCUGUGGAGGGAUACGCUGGAACCUUGCGGCACACCGUGUGAGGGCCUUUACAUUUCUCUGGCCUUCAAGCUCCUGAUCCUCCUCAUCUCCACCUGGGCGCUGUUUCUCCGCCCACCCAGAGCCACUCUGCCGCGCUUCUUCAUCUUCCGCUGUCUGCUGCUGGCGCUGGUCUUCCUCUUCGUGGCCUCUUAUUGGCUCUUCUACGGGGUGCGGGUGCUGGAGCCCCGGGAGACGGACUACAGGGGGAUUGUGGGAUAUGCAGCAUCUCUGGUGGACGCGCUGCUGUUCAUUCAGUACCUGGCGCUGGUGCUGCUGGAGGUCAGACACCUGCAGCCUGCUUUCUGUCUGAAGGUGGUGAGGACCGCAGAUGGGGCGAGUCAGUUCUACAACGUGGGUUGUCUCAGUAUUCAGCGGGCAGCAGUGUGGGUCCUGGACCAGUACUACAGCGACUUCCCGGUCAACAACCCUGCCUUGCUCAACCUGCCCAAGUCCAUCCUCUCCAAGAAGAUGUCUGCCUUCAAGGUCUACAAUCUAGGGGAAGAGAACAACACCAAUAACUCUACAGGGCAGUCGAGAACCAUGAUCGCAGCUGCCGCUCGGAGAAGAGACAACUCCCACAACGAGUACUACUACGAGGAGGCAGAGAUGGAGCGCAGGGUCCGCAAACGCAAAGCCAGGCUGGUGGUGGCGGUAGAAGAAGCCUUCACCCACAUUAAGCGUCACCAGGAUGAAGAGGCCGCGGCCUCUCCCAAACAUCCGCGGGAGGUGAUGGACCCCAGGGAAGCAGCCCAAGCCAUCUUUGCCCCCAUGGCGCGAGCCAUGCAGAAGUACCUCCGCGCCACCAGGCAGCAGUCCUACCACACCAUGGAGAGCAUCAUCAACCACCUGCAGUUCUGCAUCACGCACAACAUGACGCCCAAGGCUUUCCUGGAGCUUUACCUCAGCCCAGGUCCCACACUCCAGUACCUUGACACCAGCAACAGGGGGCGCCAGUGGACGCUAGUGAGUGAGGAGCCAGUGACGGCUGCUCUGCGCCAAGGCCAGGUCUUCUCCCUGAGACGCCUCGACUUUUCCCUGGUUGUCACGGUGACACCACUCCCCUUCUUGCGCCUGGGCGAAGAGUUCAUCGAUCCCAAAAGUCACAAGUUUGUCAUGAAGCUCCAGUCAGAGACGUCCGUGUAGGAGGAGGCAGAUGAAUAAUGGACAGUGGAAAGUAGGAGGAUGGUGAUACUAAUUCUAGUGCUUUCAGGGUAUCUUUUUUUUUAAUAUACCUUUUGGUAUCUCACAGAUAUUUUUCCAGGUUUUUUAAUUGUUGAUAAGCGUGACACCCAAAUAUGUAAAGGGGACAUGGCUAAGAUAUCAUGAACCAAAAGAAAAGAACAGAAAAGGAAAGAAAAAAAACAACAAAACAACAGACAAGGAAAGCAGAAAUGUCGCCCCCCACACACACAGACAUUGUUCCUCUUUUCAGCUCUGGUGAGAAAAAAUAAAAACCACACUUGCCUCUAAAUGCUGACUGUCAAGAUUUGACAGGAAGUAGGGCUAGUUUUCUUUAGUAUUUCACUACAAAUUUAAUGGAAGACAUCUUUUGAUAAACGUUUAAUCCUUUGUUAAAUAGUCUAUAAUAUUUUAGCUAUAUCUGUAAUUCAUGCCGCAUUUUUUCAAGAGAACAUUCCAAUGCAGGACUUGGACUUUCCCGAACACACGGAUACCCCUUUACCCACCACCAUCUUUCGGUUUUAACCAAACGUUAAAAAACGUUGGUUCCUACCCGGCACCAAACAAUAACAGGUUUUGCUUUUCCCGUUUUAUGUUGUAUAACCUCUUCCAUUUGUGGUGCGGUUCAAGAACCAGAUCUUCAUUUGGUAGACAAGGGGGGCCAGAGUGUGCAGGAACCUUGUACAGCUGACCUUUUUCAUGUGUCAGACUGGAGGGCUUCCCAUUAGCUCAGUCUUUGUCAGAGCUAAUUGUACUUCCCUUUUCUCUUUAACUUGAAGUUCCUCUUUGCUGUUGAAUGUGGCCUAUAUAUGGGCAGAGUCAAGCAUUUAAAAAAAUAAAUAAAUAAAUAAAGGAAGUCCCCCAGGCCUUCUUACCUUUUUCAGCAGUUACUGGAUUCACUGACUGAAUCAGUGGACAGGCGUACCUCCCACUGAAAGUAAGUAUGAAGUAAAAAAACAAAACAAACACUGGAUGGAUUUGAUGCACUGAAUAUUUCAUGAAUAUGUUUGUAUGAUGUCCUGCUCAGGUUUGGUCACAUCACUUCUCUUUUCUGCAGUUCCACCCACAGAAUUGUGUUUUUGUCUGGUGACACCGAUAACGUUUGAUGUGUUAGCAUCUAUGUAUGAGCUUUGUAUUGGACUUGAAGAGCUGCAGCUCAACAUAAGAACUGACAAAUGUGCAUCUUUUUGGCAGCUUUGUAUAAAUUACUGUCUUUGAUAUUUUUCGCAAAGUGUCUGGCAUGCUGAAGUGGUCUAGUUGUGGCUACGUUGCAUUGUGGGUAAAUGAUCGAAGUCAAGACAGCGGAACCAGAGAUUUUUUAUUUUUUUUCAAAACCUGGAGCUUACAUUACCCACAAUGCAACUUAGCCGCUGAUUGACAUCACUGGAGGAGAUUUAUCAGAUUACAUGCAGCUUCCUCUGGAUCCACUGGAGGUUUACACUACUUUUCAUAUAUUUAGUAGUACUCCCCACCCUUAUUUCUAAAUAAAGUUGUGGGUUUUUUUUGUUUGUUUUUUUUAAUUGUGGUGCAGCCCAAAAUAUAUUUUUGUUUACUACCCAGUAUUUUCCUUUUAACUAACUGAUUAAUCGUUCCACUUUUAGAGUACUAUUUUGUUUCUGGAGAUAUAAUGAAGCUGCCGGUAUGUACUGGGGGUCAACAGGCACCCCCAGCAGGUUCAUCCAGCCAUGGGUUGAUAUGUUUGCACAUGUGUGUCUUUUUGCCACUCAAAAAAAAAAAGUCAUUUUCACACUACAGAUAGAUUGUUGUGCCACCGAUAAGCAGUUUAUAUGUACAUUUUGGAUACAGUUUUGUAUUUUUUUUUUUUUCCUAUGGAUCACUUUGUUGUAGUCAGUCUAAACUAACACUUGUGAUGAGGAUUGUUAUUUACUGUUCAAUUUUUUUAGGACUAAGGUUUUUAAUAAAUGAUCUUAUCAGAAGUU
Molecule: messenger RNA, 5301 nt
Organism: Acanthopagrus latus (yellowfin seabream)
Lineage: Eukaryota; Metazoa; Chordata; Actinopteri; Spariformes; Sparidae
Product: vang-like protein 2
Exons: 8
Coding region: 1745-3325 (526 amino acids)
Biological process (GO): establishment of planar polarity; Wnt signaling pathway, planar cell polarity pathway; multicellular organism development
Cellular component (GO): plasma membrane
Source: RefSeq, a predicted model, not a curated record